AUGAGCUGCAAAACCAGUCUGGACAAUGGCAGCUACUGGGUCAGUGGUGGCUCUGAUGGCCGUGGUUUCUCCACAGGGCGCCUGAGCUCCACAUCCAGCAACAGCUCCUGCGGCAGCUCGGAGUACUCUGGGGAGGUCAUCCCCCACCCCCCGGGUCUGCCCAAGUCCGACCCUGGCCACUGGUGGGCCAGUUUCUUCUUUGGGAAGACGACUCACCCAGCCAUGACGACCGUGUCGGAGUCCCCGGAGAGCUCAGGAGCGCUGCGGGUGACGCCAGGACCGAUGGCAUGUGGCUUGGUACCGGCCCCAGGAGCAGGACGGAGGCGCCACGCCAGCGAGCCCAGCUCCGGGCCCUUGGCAUGAGCGGGUCAGCGGCUGGUCCCCCCACGCGUGGGGGGCCGGCCAAAACCCCCGCCCCCCCGGUAGAGUAGGCAGGCUGCUCCAAGGCAGAGGCGUCGCUUUGUGAUAAAAAAGUGCAGCAACCCCCUCCCCGACGAUUCCCACACCAGCCUUUUUACUCUUUCUUAACGCAACUACGCCCUUUCCACGCAGACUCGGUAACACGUUUUAUUUACCUUGUACUCAUACAAUGGCAACUAAUAAAAGUCAA
Egretta garzetta (little egret) is the source of this 610-nucleotide messenger RNA. RefSeq names its product pancreatic progenitor cell differentiation and proliferation factor (gene PPDPF). The record is from RefSeq and is a predicted model, not a curated record. Lineage: Eukaryota; Metazoa; Chordata; Aves; Pelecaniformes; Ardeidae. Bases 1 to 363 code for a protein of 120 amino acids. Gene Ontology annotation, biological process: multicellular organism development; cell differentiation. The transcript has 4 exons.